AUGAAUCCGUUCGAAGGAAUGGAGAUCUCCGACGACUGGCAAAUACUGUUCAACAUAAACGAACGGCAACCGUGCCGCAAGUGUUCCAAGUCCAGGAAAUACUUUUGCUACACAUGUUACACUUUAAAUGCCGACAUCGAAAACAAAAUUCCCACUCUUAAGUUGCCGUUCAAAAUCGACAUUAUCAAGCACAGCAGAGAGAUAGCAGGCAAAAGCACUGCGAUACAUGCUGCUCUUUUAGCGCCGAACGAUGUCACUAUUUACAUUUACCCUGACAUGCCCAGGUACACUGAAGACGACAAGGUUAUCCUUGUUUAUCCAGGAAAAUCUGCUGUAACCCUACAAGACUUCUAUUCUUCAAAUAAAAAACAAGAGGAUAGUGAAGUACAUACCAAAAAAAAUACUUCCCACAAGUUCAUGACACAUGCAUUGUUUAUUGAUAGUACUUGGAAUCAAAGUAAUGGAAUUUUGAAGGAUCCAAUAAUAUCAGAACUUCCGUGUAUAAAACUGCAGAUAAGAUUAUCUCAAUUUUGGAGACAUCAAAAGGGCAGCCCUAGGUGGUUUUUAGCUACUAUUGAAGCUAUACAUCAACUACUAGUCGAAUUCACAGAAACAGAUGUAGAAGCAAAUGAGCCACCCCAAAAUUAUGAUAAUAUGUUAUUUUUCUUCAGGUUUAUGUAUGAAAAAAUCCACCAACUAUAUGAACAUGAUAAGCUUAAAUCAUACAGAAGACCUAUGAAUAUAUGA
Molecule: messenger RNA, 747 nt
Organism: Macrosiphum euphorbiae (potato aphid)
Lineage: Eukaryota; Metazoa; Arthropoda; Insecta; Hemiptera; Aphididae
Source: the annotation of a GenBank genome assembly